AUGAACGACUCAUUCCACUACUUUCCCAAGCUGCCUCUAGAACUACGCCGUCUCAUCUGGAAGCACUGUUUACCGCAUCGUAUAGCAGAAGAAGAUGUCCCCUACUUUCUUCUUGACGGCAACGAAGGCAAUCAAUCCUGCCACGCCCAGCAAAUAACCCUCGAAAACGCUCAGCCGCCGGCCAUCGCAUUCGUCAAUAGCGAGGCUCGGCAAGUUGCCUUGGAACAGGGACGCAGGCUAGAACCGCAAGAGACGACUAGCCUGGAGUCAAUAUGGGUGCAGCCGCGCCGGGAUAUACUGCAUCUUAACUGGGCCCGAUUACUCUACAAUACCUGGGGAAAUGCUGGCGACCCUGACAGUCCAAUCACCAUGUUCCUGUGGCGGGCGGCGGAUCUUGGAAUGCAGCCUUCUGUCGUGGCAGAUGUUAUUCACCCUUUCAACUUCGAGGGACUGUUAACCGGUUCUGAUGGUGCUAAUGCGUCCGAUGACCCGUGGCUUCUCUAUCACGACACAAAAAAUAAGGACGCGGCCGCCAUUGCGUAUUGUGGCUUGAGUCAAAGCUGUCUACAUGUGACUAUGGCUGCGGUUUCCGUGCAUAUCACUAGGGAAGUGGCCCUGCAGUCUGGCAUGGUUGGUUUGUUGGGCGAUGCGCCUGUUCAGAUGGUUGAUGUUGGCGAUGAGGCUCGGUUGAGGGAAUUUCAAGGAUUAUUCAAAGAACACGCAUUAGAAAGGGAACCAGCCGUGCAAACGCUCUUCGAGACGUUUUCAAGUUGUCGAUUCCAAAUAGCCGUGGAAAAAUGGAAAAGAGAAGCUGAAUGGACCAUCUUCGCAUACAUGUGGCAGUCGGCACGAAGGGAAAACCUCGACAUUCUUGGAACGAACCCGGGCUCCGCUUGGCUACCUCGCCUGACGGAGCGAGAGUUCAUCCGUAUGUCUCAGUAUUCGCCGAAUAAAAAGCAUCCUCUGUGUGCUGAUGCCGGUCCUAGUCCAGGCAACUGGACCCACAUCCACCAUCUGCGCAAUCUCGAGAACUGUGAUCAAACUGUUUUCUUUAGUUUAAGCAUCCAAAACUCCAUCUCCGAGAGCAACAUGCUCACCAUCCGGGCCUGCACGGCCAGCCAAGGUCAGACGUACCAGGCUGUCGUCUCCCCAAGUGUGCCACAGCAGCAAAGCCAACACAACCUCGUUGUUGCUGAAGGUUGCGGCGCCAAGGAGAUCAAGGCAGCUUUCACUCCCCAAGUAGCCCAUUCGAUGCUUAGCAAGGCGUCCGGCGCGACUCCGCAUUCUGCUCAUGCGACGGAGGCUAUUCGUCAACUUGGAUUGUUCGUCGGCAGAAGUGCCGAGUGUGGCACCACCAUCUUGUUUGCCAAACAUAAGUCUGGUGUACUGGCCCUGUAUUCGGUCGCACAAAUCAUCAAGCAUACUGCGCGAGACUUUCUUGGUUAUUUUGCGGAAAAGCGAGGAUCUAUCCUGCAGGCUUGCCAGCCUGGUGCUGCAGCUCUGACUGUUGGAGUGGUCUCUGUUGGGUUUGUUGAUCUGCCAGCGGCUCAAGAUACCAUCAAAAGCUGGAACAAUGGUUUCUGCCUUGAUAAGACCAUUCCCACUACUGCCAUCAGCUUGGACGUCCUCGUAUCUACAGUGGAUAAGAGGUCCAACGCCACUGUAUCUUCCAUGCCAAUACGAGCGCCAGACAGCCACGAGCCUUUCUCCCAAGAGGAGAUUGAAGAACGGAGGAAGUCCAUGCAGAACGACGGCAACUACUCUAUCGUCAAGUCGUACAUUGACAAAGAGUCCGACUCCACUAUCAUCAUGAUCAAGGGCCUCAGCUUUGGUGGUUCGACUGACUGGGCUAUUGACCUUCACGAGUAUUCCCACAAUGAGGAUGGGGAUGACAGCGACGAUAAAGCCGGCGAGGACAAUCUCACCUGCCGGUCGGAUACUAACCCGGGGACCCUGGAUGGGCUCAUUGAUAAAGCGGACUCUCUGGACGCAGGUUGUGUCCAUCUCUUUGCGAUGGAUAUUCUAUACGAGCAGCUUCUCGACAGCUUGUCUUUGUUCAAAGCCAACUCGAAAGAUUACGAUGACAAGUUCCGCUGGUAUGAGGAGUGGACCAAGGACCAGAUCCAACCACGCCUCGACGACUUCAUGAAGCCCGGUGAUGACAAAGGUCUUCAGUAUUUCGACUGUUACUGGUCGUAUACUGGCAGAAAGGGCUUCUUUGACGCCCUUGGGGCUGAGACUGGCAUCGACGAGUAG
Penicillium mononematosum is the source of this 2256-nucleotide messenger RNA. Its product is annotated as 2EXR domain-containing protein. The transcript has 5 exons. Lineage: Eukaryota; Fungi; Ascomycota; Eurotiomycetes; Eurotiales; Aspergillaceae. The record is from RefSeq and is a predicted model, not a curated record. The coding region runs from base 1 to 2256 and encodes 751 amino acids.